CAACUCACACGUGUUAGCUCACUUAGGCUGUUAAUCGUUUACUGUCUUCUUUUCUCGAUAAAUAAUUUGUCUCUGAUUUACUAUAGGAGUGCGUCACCAUGCCUGUUGGAACCAGAAGUAGUUCUAGACGAGGAGCUGGAGAAGUGGGACUAGGAGACCAAACAGAGUCUUUGGAAAGUUUGUCAAGCCCGAGAAAGAGAGUCUCAAGGUCUACAAAGAUCAAGAAGUCUGAAGAGGAGACAAAGUCAAUUCCAGAAGAAACAUUGGACUCAGAGAAUGAGAAAACAGAUGCAUCAAAUGCUAUAGAGAGCAAAGACGGUGUAUCAUUAGAUCAAAAUAUACAGGAACCAAACACUUAUCAAUCAUUAGACACAUCUUCCGUUGCAAGUGAAAGAGUGAAAUCUGCAGAAAAGACCAUUAAUAACACUGAGGUUGCAUAUACAGAGAAAGGGUCUGCUGAUGAGACUGCUGCCAAAGAGGUAAUAAACUCAAGAAAACAGCCUGCUGAUGAGACGAGAGCAACUUGUGACGUUAUCAAGAGUGUAAUGGAAGCUUACAAGCAAGAAUCUACAACACAAAAGCGGUUCAAAGGAAUGCCAAAGUCAGGCAGACCAUGGAAGACAGAGCAGACUGCACGGUUUUCCAACAUGAGAAAAGAUAAGCCUCUCAAGUCAUCAUGGCAACUCAAAAUGGCCCAGAAAGCAGAAAAGUUGUCUGUCAGAAAAUAUCAGCAAGAGUUAGAAGAUGCCAAAAGGCAGGCUAUCCUGUUAAAGAAACAGCGGAGAGAAGAGCAUCAGAAGAAGAAAGAAGAAAAUCAAAAGAAGUCCGAAGUGGUCCAAGUUAUUAAGAAUCCAGCUAAGCUGAAGAGGAUGAAGAAGAAGCAACUUCGAAUGAUUAAGAAGCGAUGAUGAGAGAAUUCCCUUGUUGGGAUUUACAAAUUACAGGGUUAUUUGUAAAAAAAAGACUACCCAACAGGCAAGAAAAGUGGAAUUUUUAGGAAAAUAUCUACAUGGACAAGUUUCUAGAGUAUGUGUACUGAUGAGAAACUGUUGGAAACAGAUAACAGGCUUUUACAGAUCUAUGGUUACUUAGCAUGAAAGGGAGUUUCCAAUAUGUGCCAUCAUUUGUCAGUUACAAAGAAUUCUUCACACUACUGUUCAAGAAAAGGUGAGGAAAUCAACCUUGUUCUCUCAAACUUUGAUUGUAAAGAAACUUAUACUUUGUGAGACAUUGUUGCUAUUACACUUGAGAUAUUUAUGUCUCUCAAAUUAUUCGCUAUCAUUGGUCAGUUAGCAAGAAUCACUAGCCACUGGUCACAAAACCAUCUUUAUUUAUGUAUACAUUUUGUAUGCGCUGGAUCUAAUACACUAAUCAGGGUUCCGUAACACAAAGGUUUGCGAUGAAUUGUAAAUAUGAAAAUAUUUUAAACAGAGUGCGCAUGCACCAAUGAUCUUGAUUGGUUAUUGGUAUUUAGUGAUUGAUUAAUUGUGUUACGGAGCCCAGAACAAGAAUUAUUGAUCUGAUACAAAAUUUAAGACAUAUAUGUGACUGAAUGAGUAUGGAAAACAGACUUAGCUUUUGAUCAUGAACAGAUUGUAUUUCAUAUGGGAAAAUAAAUGUAUUGUAUCCAGUAUUUUUGAAGUUCAGCUGUAUAAAGAAUACAAAAAAGUAUUAUGAUAUCAUCUAUAUUAGACAUUAGAAUUGGUGAUUUUAAUUAAAAAACAGUUUUGGCAAGCAUUUUAGACUUUUUAAAAUAAUGUUGCAUUACUCAGCCCUCUACUCCAAGCUUGGCAUCAGACAAUAUCAAAGCUUUUGAGUUAUGAUACUUAUCUUGUCAUCUAACUAUUAUUCAUUCAAUGUUUUUCUCUGGAUUUUAAAGUUCUGAAGUUUUAUACAAAAAUAAUUAUAUAUAAAUACAACAUAUUUUCCUGAGCACAUUGUGAUGGUAAUAUACUGAUGUGCAAAUAUUGGUCCUUAGUAAGACAAGUAGACAACUAUAGAAACAAAAAAUACAAUAUAUUUUCCUUAGCACAUUGUUAGUCUGUUGAUGAUAAUAUGAUCCUUAUAAAAAAAAUCUAUGCUGCUUCUUUUAGCAUGAAUCCUGCUGAUAUAUAGGGGUGUUAUGCAUCUUUUAAAAAUACAUGUUUGUACAAAUACACACAUUAAAUAGUACUGUAUAGCACAGUUUUGGUUUCUUAACUAGUGCACAUGAUAUCCAUGGACUGUAUUAUUUGAUUAAUUUCUAAAAUUGUGAUUAUUAGAAAGUCUUACUAUACAAUGAAAACAUUAGAUAAACACAACAA
This is a messenger RNA of Lytechinus variegatus (green sea urchin), 2303 nucleotides long. Its product is annotated as DNA ligase 1-like. The transcript has 5 exons. NCBI's taxonomy places the organism in Eukaryota, Metazoa, Echinodermata, Echinoidea, Temnopleuroida, Toxopneustidae. Bases 99 to 908 code for a protein of 269 amino acids. The record is from RefSeq and is a predicted model, not a curated record. Gene Ontology annotation, cellular component: nucleolus.